GACUAUCCUAGUUUGGGACAUAGGGUAAUGAAUAUACACUUAAAAGUGUUUAAUUUUAAAAUUGAGAUUCAAAUAAUUACACUAAAAUAACUUAGUAUGCUAAUUAAUCUGAUUAUUAAAUUUUAUUUGUAAUUUUAAGUAAUUUUAAAUAAUUGUGUUAAAAUAUUUAUAAUUAAUUCAAAAAUACGUAAUUCUCUCUCCAGCUACAUUGUAUGUGGCAGUGUUGGCCGUUAAAGAAUACCCACAUGCAUAAGCUGAGAGUGACUUAGAUGAGGAUGCUUAGGUGGAUGUGCGGAGUUUGUUAGAAGGGAUAGGGUUAGAAUUGAAGAAAUUCUAGACAAGAUGGGAGCAGCAUCCGUGGGAGAUAAAAUGCACAAGGAAGUGCAAGAGGUUCUUGCAACUGUUCAAGAAUAUUGGAGGGAUCCGAAGUUUGAUCUUUCUCCCUACGAUGUCCGCUCUCAUAAUGGAUUUCUUAAGCAUCUUAUGCUGAGAAGUGGCAGGAGUGGUGAAACUGGUCUUCCUGAGCUUAUGGUUAAUUUUGUGACCUCAUCCUACAAACCGGAGCUAUUGAAACCCAUUGUGGACAAAAUAGCAGCUAUCCCUGAAGUGGUAAGCAUUGUUAAUAACGUGAAUACUUCUAUAGGCAACACAUCUGUUGGGGAGAAAGAAUACACAUUGUAUGGAAAAUCAUCCAUCAUAGAGAUUUUACGAGGGCUUACUUUUCAGAUUUCAGCAAACUCUUUCUUCCAGACAAACACACACCAGGCAGAGAUUCUUUACAAAUUAAUCGAGGAUUAUGCCUCUCUCAAAGGAGAUGGCUCAGAAGUUGUUCUUGACCUAUUCUGCGGGACUGGUACCAUUGGCUUAACACUGGCCAAAAAAGUGCGGCACGUUUAUGGGUAUGAAGUGGUUGCUCAAGCAAUCUCAGAUGCAAAUCAGAAUGCUAAGCUCAAUGGAAUCUGCAAUGCGACAUUCAUCGAAGGAGAUCUUAGUAAGAUUGAUGGAAAUUUUGGCAGCAAUUUUCCCAGGCCUGACAUUGUCAUCACAGAUCCAAAUCGUCCUGGAAUGCACCUGAAACUGAUCAAGUUUCUGCUUAUGUUGAAAGCUCCACGCAUAAUCUAUGUAUCUUGCAAUCCCGCCACUUGUGUUCGUGACCUUAAUAUCCUCUGUUUUGGAGUGCCGGAGCGAAAUAUAAUUGGACGUUACAAGCUUUGUAAAUUGCAACCGGUAGACAUGUUCCCACAUACUCCUCACAUUGAAUGUGUUUGCUUGUUGGAGCUUCUUUGAUCAUGGGUGUUUACGACCUUCUAUGCAUGCAUUCUUUUAGAGUUGUGUGUUGUUUUCAACCUGGAGAUAUGAAUAAUAGUUGUUCUUAUUUAGAUUGAUUAUGAUGAUAUAGAUGGGCUUUGUAAUUGUUAUAGCAGCUGGUCUUCAAAUAGUAAAUGAUCGGUCAUCUCAUAAAAUUUUCAUGAUCUU
This is a messenger RNA of Cuscuta campestris, 1476 nucleotides long. Lineage: Eukaryota; Viridiplantae; Streptophyta; Magnoliopsida; Solanales; Convolvulaceae. The record is from the annotation of a GenBank genome assembly.